Molecule: messenger RNA, 1399 nt
Organism: Protobothrops mucrosquamatus (brown spotted pit viper)
Lineage: Eukaryota; Metazoa; Chordata; Lepidosauria; Squamata; Viperidae
Gene: BCDIN3D
Product: BCDIN3 domain containing RNA methyltransferase
Exons: 3
Coding region: 41-868 (275 amino acids)
Biological process (GO): miRNA metabolic process; negative regulation of pre-miRNA processing
Cellular component (GO): cytoplasm
Molecular function (GO): RNA methyltransferase activity; O-methyltransferase activity
Source: RefSeq, a predicted model, not a curated record
UACUUGGAGCAGGUCGGAACGAAAACCUACUGGCCCUAACAUGGCGGCGCCCGUGAGCGCGCGCUGCAAGGUUCUUGCGAACGCCGAGCCCCCGGUUCUGCCAGGCGGGGCGGCGCCGUACGGAAAUUUCCCCAACUACUCCUGCUUCCAUCCGCCCGAGGGACGCGUCUGCCUCUUACCUGCGACUCUUUUGAGUGAGCUGUUCCCAAGCCCCCCUGCGGGUCCCAUUUUGGGCCUGGAUGUUGGAUGCAACUCGGGGGAACUUGGCGUUGCCCUCUAUAGGCACCUCCUUGGCUUUGACCAUACCAACCCAGAGCAUUCCCUGGAUGAAAAGGACUUCCGCCUCCUCUGCUGUGACAUUGACGCAGACCUGAUUGAGAGAGCCAAACAACACAGCCCUUUCCCUGGUUCCAUUUCCUACACCACUCUCGAUAUCAUGGACCCCAGUGCAAGAGAGACCCUGCUGAGCUCCUACUUGAACAAAUUUGGCCGCUGUUGGUUUGAUAUUUGCUUCUGCAUGUCUAUAACUAUGUGGAUCCAUCUGAAUCAUGGGGACAGUGGUCUGGUGAAAUUCUUAUCUUGCCUUGCGACUAAAUGUACAUAUUUACUCCUUGAACCCCAGCCGUGGAAGUGCUACCGUGCAGCUGCUCGGCGCCUGAGGAAGUUGGGCCGGAAUGACUUUGACCAUUUCCAUUCGCUCACCAUCAAAGGGAACAUGGCUGAGAAGAUAACUCAGAUCUUGACGAGAGACUGUGCCAUGGAGUUUGUGUGCUGCUUUGGAAGCACUAGCUGGGACAGGAGCCUCUUGCUGUUUAAAUCGAAAGAGAAAAACAUGUGGGAUAAUUCAGGAUUUGUAUAUUCUUGUUGAAGAAGUGCAAUGGCUCAAUGAUGGUGUUAUUGAUGGCGUUAUGGCUUGUUGAAGGGGUGUGAUGGUAACAGAGUUUCGUGUACCUUUGGCAUUUAGCCAUGCUGGCCAUAUGACCACAGAAAAUGUAUUUGGACAACGCUGGCUCCCUCGGCUAAGAAACGGAGAUGAACACUGCGCUCUAGAUUUGGACACAACUGGACAGGAAAACCUUUAACCUACAUUCUUGCAUUUAGUCAAAGGGAAAGUGGCAGGUUAUUGGGACAACUUACUCUUUUGCCAUGCUGUGAUUGAACUGUAAGAAUAACAUGGGAUUUUGGAAGUCAUGCAUUUUUAUAUCAGAAAUUAUUUUCCAAAUAUCAAAUACACAUUGACAGAAAAAUAGAUAUGCUGAGUUUCUGCAUCUCACAAGUUUAACGAUUCUUUUCUCAUCACAGAAAUUUGAUUUCUUUUACUUCUGAAAUAAAGCCCGAUAUCAUUUUUGCCUUUUUCUUUUAGCUCUGUACCGGCUCUGUAUUUUGUUUCUUGAUACCA